Magallana angulata is the source of this 790-nucleotide messenger RNA. RefSeq lists its product as uncharacterized. NCBI's taxonomy places the organism in Eukaryota, Metazoa, Mollusca, Bivalvia, Ostreida, Ostreidae. The coding region runs from base 203 to 664 and encodes 153 amino acids. The transcript is spliced from 3 exons. The record is from RefSeq and is a predicted model, not a curated record.
CACGUACAAAGUUGGUUUGUUUAAUAUGAUCAGUAACCACGAUACGAAAAAGUAAAGACCAGUUCCACGGUCGAUUUAAAAAAAAUGAACGUUUUCUUUUUCAGACCCCGAAAUGAGAAAGAAGUCUAACCUUAGACCUAAAAAGGGCAGUGGCAGACAUACGCAUGUUAGUUGUGGGAAGCAAUUAUAGUUUCCAGUAUAGAUGCAAAAACAUGGCUGUAUUCUUUUUGUCAUGGAGGUACUUUCAAUGUUAGAGCAUUUUUGCGGUAUGGUUGGGGACAUAUUUUUCUCUGACCUGACCAUAAAUGAUAUGGAAGGACAGGGAACAGUUUCUUGUCAAGAGUUUGGCCUAAUUAUCGGAAAUACAGUAGUGCAAGUUCAGAUACGAUUAGAUCCAGAAAGGAAAUUUUCUUAUCCUACUAAGCGGACUAGAGUCUACAAUUUGGUUGACGAUACUGACUCUGUAGAUCAGAUCGAAAGCAUUCAAGACCCCGGCAUAAACAAUUCGCAUGAAAUGCCAACAGAUAUUACAUUCAGAGAUCAUCAUUUUGAUACACAACUUCGGAAACGCGUUUGUGGAAAGAGUAAGGAAGGAACAGUUCUGAGAGCAAAAUUCGUUACAGAAGGGAUCUCUGGGUGCUCGCUGGGAAAAAGCAGGUUGUGAUAAACCAAAAAUCUUACCGACUGUCAAAAUGGGAUUAUUGCAAUUUCAUGUUGCAUGUAUAAAAUUGCACAAAUUCAUCUAUUGUAAAAUAAAUUGCUACAAACUUUAUUGUUGAAUAUCAUUGAA